UUCCAUAUUUAUCCUUCCGUCUAAAGAUGGCGGAGUAUGCGAACCUCGUCCGAAGGGCUUUGGGGCAGUUAGGAGGUCAUGGUGGACUCCGAGGUUUUCUCGUUCAAUUCUUCAGAGCGAAUGACAUCAAAACAGGCACUUUGAUCGGCGUGGAUAAAUAUGGAAAUAGAUACUAUGAGGACAAGAAGCACUACUUCUUCGCACGUCACCGUUGGGUGAUCUAUACCACAGAGAUGAAUGGGAAGAACACCAUGUGGGAGGUGGACGGUAGCAUGGUGCCCGCUGAAUGGCAUCGCUGGCUGCACUGUAUGACAGAGCAUCCCCCCACCACACAUCCUCCAGAGCCCAAGAAGUUCCUUGCUGAGACCCACCAGAUCAACGUGAGUGGCACCCCUCAGCAGUACGUGCCCUACUCCACCACCCGCAAGAAGAUCCAUGAGUGGGUUCCCCCGAAGGCUGGAGCCCAGUGAACUCUGACUGCACGCGUCAUCUUCCACGUUGUAAAUUAUGGUUUCUUGCCACUGUAUCCAAUAUGUCCCCAAUAAAAUCUCUUUACAGAUGUUUA
Messenger RNA from Stegastes partitus (bicolor damselfish), 565 nucleotides. It is a transcript of the gene ndufa12, whose product is annotated as NADH:ubiquinone oxidoreductase subunit A12. Bases 27 to 470 code for a protein of 147 amino acids. Gene Ontology annotation, biological process: response to oxidative stress. Lineage: Eukaryota; Metazoa; Chordata; Actinopteri; Pomacentridae. The transcript has 5 exons. The record is from RefSeq and is a predicted model, not a curated record. Gene Ontology annotation, cellular component: membrane; respiratory chain complex I.